Messenger RNA from Parastagonospora nodorum SN15, 96 nucleotides. RefSeq lists its product as hypothetical. Lineage: Eukaryota; Fungi; Ascomycota; Dothideomycetes; Pleosporales; Phaeosphaeriaceae. The record is from RefSeq and is a predicted model, not a curated record. The transcript has 2 exons. Bases 1 to 96 code for a protein of 31 amino acids.
AUGUACGCCAAAGCUGCAUGUGACUUUGCUCUUACAUGGCGAAUCGCGCCGUGGGCCAGCAGGAUGACUCGCAGCGUAGAGCUGGAGAUUGGCUGA